CAGCAGCAUGGUGGGUCUCACCCUGUUCUUCCUUGCGGCUGUCUGCGUGCUGUCCUCGGGGGUGUGGCUCUGGGCCAUCUGCACCCACUUCUUCACUGAGUCUGUGCCAGCAGGGAUUGGCCACCCCGUGAAAAUGCGGGUUCUCAGUUGCCUUUUGCAGCUGUUGGUGACCUGGGGCUUGGUUUUCGAGAAGCUGAGGAUCUGUCCUAUGCCCCAAUUUGUCCGUUUUGUGCACGACCUGCAGCUGCUAAAGAAUGACCCCGAUGUCCUGGUCACUGACCUCCGCUUUGGGACAGUGCCUGUGAAGCUGUACCAGCCCAAGGCAUCGUCUUGCUCUCCCAGGCCUGGUGUUGUAUUCUACCAUGGUGGGGGUGCCAUCAUGGGGAGCUUGAAAACCCACCACAGAGUAUGCUUGUAUUUGUCCAAGAAGAGUGAGGCCGUGGUUUUGGCGGUUGGAUACCGCAAGUCACCCAAGUACAAGUUCCCGGUUAUGGUGAGAGAUUGCAUGGCUGCCACUGUUCAGUUCCUCAAGUCCCUGGAUGUGUACGGGGUGGAUCCGGAGCAAGUUGUGGUCUGCGGCGACAGUGUGGGAGGGGGCGUAGCCAUGGUGGUCUGUCAGACCUUCCUGAACAGGCCGGAUCUCCCCCGCAUCCGGGCCCAGGUCCUAAUUUACCCAGCCCUCCAAGCCCUGGACUUUCAGUCCCCUUCCUUCCAGCAGAAUGAGAAGAUUCCUCUGCUCACGUGGAAGUUUGCUUUCCACUGUAUGUGCUAUUACCUGGAUAUCUGCCCCUCCUGGCAAAGUGCCAUCAAGAAAGGGGCCCAUUUACCUGCCCACAUCUGGGCAAAGUAUGACAAGUGGCUGAGUUCAGACAACAUCCCAGAGAGGUUUAAGAAGAGAGGGUAUCGGCCCAUGACCCGGGGACCCCUGAAUGAAGAUGCUUACCGGGAGACGAGCGUCUUCCUGGAUUUGAUGUGCUCACCCCUGAUCGCCGAGGAUGACGUGGUGGCUCGGCUCCCGGAAGCCUGCAUCCUGAGCUGUGAGUAUGACCUCCUACGGGACCACUCCCUGCUCUGCAAGAAGAGGCUCGAAGGCCUGGGAGUGCCCGUGACCUGGCACCACAUGGACGAUGGCUUUCAUGGAGUCCUCAACACCUUUGAUUUUGGCUUCCUGCACUUUCCCUGCUCCCUGAGGAUCUUGGAUUUCGCCGCGCAAUUUAUCAAGGGGCUGUGACUCUCCUUCCUCUCCUGCUGGAGCCCCACCUCCCCCAGGGAGCUCUCUGUGGUUGCUGUGGGUGAUGCUGAUUGGGGCUGAGGAAAGAGGAGGAGGUGAUGUCACCUUCCUGGACAGCAAGUUCUACAACUGCAUGCUGCAUGUCCUUCCGUGUGAAGGAGAACAAGCCGAUGAUAGGUUUGGGGACUUGGGCUGUCCAGACACUGCUGGGGAAAUUGGGAACUAUGAUCUUUGGUGGCUGUUUGCCAGAGUGACUUAGCGAACGGGAGUGCUUUACAGCCUCCCUGGGCUAUCUAGGCUGAGGUAGACUGUGACACAGUGUCUGGACAUGAUGUGCAGUCUCAUGAGGCUUCUCUGGGGUGGCUUACAAGGCGGGGUGCUGAUGUUCCAGGCUGCCAGGUGGUGGUGGUGGCAUACUCAAACUGAGUCUACCUCCUCCUCUGGGUCACAGUGACGCUGUUUCUGCUGUAGUGUGGACUCUGGGCUCAGGGCUCUGUGGGCCUGGACUGGAAGA
This is a messenger RNA of Ochotona princeps (American pika), 1745 nucleotides long. RefSeq names its product arylacetamide deacetylase like 3 (gene AADACL3). NCBI's taxonomy places the organism in Eukaryota, Metazoa, Chordata, Mammalia, Lagomorpha, Ochotonidae. The coding region runs from base 8 to 1231 and encodes 407 amino acids. The transcript has 4 exons. The record is from RefSeq and is a predicted model, not a curated record. Gene Ontology annotation, molecular function: hydrolase activity.